This is a messenger RNA of Rotaria sp. Silwood2, 2556 nucleotides long. NCBI's taxonomy places the organism in Eukaryota, Metazoa, Rotifera, Eurotatoria, Philodinida, Philodinidae. The record is from the annotation of a GenBank genome assembly.
AUGCCUGUUCGAAAACAAGAUGCUUAUCGAGCAUUAGAAUUGCUUGAAGAAUAUUAUAAUCGUCUGGAUUCACCUGCAGAUAAACCAUUAAAAGAUGCUAUUGACAGAGUUAUCAAAGUCUUUAAAAGCCGUCUUUUCCAAGCACUUAUGGAUAUUCAAGAAUUUUAUGAAUCUAUUUUACUUGACGAACAAAGUGAUGGUACAGCUAAAAUGAAUGCAACACAUCAAUUAGCUGAUGAAUGGGAAAAACAACCAAUGCUUAGACGUGACAUACGAAAUGGUCCAACAACAACAAUAACUACUACUACUACUAAAGAACCACCACCAAUAAUAUCAUCAAUUGUAACCGAUAAUCCAGUAAUACGUCCAUCUAAUAUUAAAGAAGAUAUUAUACGACAACCAACACCAACACCAUUUUCUCAAAUAACUAAUGUGCCAGAUACAACUAAUCGUCAAAAUACAACAGAUUUAAAUUUACCUACUGAUCUAACAGAACUUAAUUAUAAUGAUCAUUGGAGAGAAAUUAAAAUUGAUCUUCAACGAGUAUCUGGCAAAGGUUUAGGAUUUUCAAUAGCUGGUGGUACAGAUACACCGUGUAUUAAUGAUUCUCCAGCAGUUGUUAUCACACGUAUUACUGAAGGUGGUCUUGCUGAUAUAGAUCAUCGAUUGAAACUUCAUGAUAUAAUUUUAAGUGUUAAUGAUAUUGAUUUUACUCAUAUUGAACAUCAAGUAGCCGUUGACACACUUAAAUCAGCUGAAAGUCCAGUUAUUUUAAUAAUUCGUCGUUUAGAACCACCGAUUGUCGAAGAAAUUAUAUUAGAAAAACCAUCUAAUGUUCAUUUAGGUUUUUCAAUCGCUGGUGGAAUUAGUCACGAACAUGUUAAAGGUGAUUAUGGUAUAUUUAUAACAAAUAUAAUUCCAGGUGGUAUUGCCGAUAAAAAUGGACGAUUAAUAGUCGGUGAUCGUUUAAUGAGUGUACAAUCAAUGAAAAAUACGUAUGAUCUUGAAUUUGUUGAACAUAAACAUGCUGUUGACACUAUUCGACGUGCAUGUGAUGAAGGUCAAAAACUAACUUUAAUAGUUGGCCAUCCAACUGUUUAUUCGUUACAUACACAACUUCAACCAACUAAUACUUCUAUUCAAAAUCAAUUAAUAUCAAAAAACGAAACAAAUGGACAUCGAUUAAUGAAUAAUGAUGAACAAGAAGAAAUUUCUUCUGAACGUCAUGUAUUACUUCGACGUGGUCCAAAUGGUUUUGGCUUCAAUAUUAUUAGUUCUGAAGGUGUACCAGGUACAUUUAUAUCGUUUAUUCAAUCUGGUGGUGUAGCUGAUAAAUCUGGACAAUUACGUAAAGGUGAUCGAAUAUUAUCUGUAAACGGUAUGGAUUUACAAGGAGCUAAUCAUGAUGAGAUUGGAAAAAUACUUAUCGGCUGUGGUGAUACAGCGAAUAUACAUGUUAUUCACAAAUAUAAUGAUUUUCUUCAAUGUCAAGUUCGCAAUGAUGAACGUCGUAAUAAAGUAACAAGUGAAGCAGCUAGCAGUACAGUUAAUUUAAAGACUUCAACACUAAAACAAUUUUUUGUUCGAGCGGAAUUUGAUUAUGAUCCAACAAGAGACCCAAGUUUACCAAGUGGUCCUGGUUUAACAUUUCGUACAGGUGAUAUUCUUCAUGUAAUCAAUGCUGUUGAUGAUUCUUGGUGGCAAGCAAAACGUGUUACUGAUGGUAGAGAAGAAACAGGAAUAAUUCCAUCAAAAUCGAGAGUAGAAAAAAAAGAACGAGCUAGACAAAAGCGUGUGAAUUUCAAUCAGAGUAAUACAUCGGAUCAUGAGAAAAAGAAAAAGAAAAAAAUUGGCUUAUUUACUAAAACGGGUGAUAAAAAAGAUUUACAAUCAGGUGAAGACACUGAAAAUGAAUCAGAAAAUUUAGAACCUGUACCGUCAUAUGAAUUGAUUACUCAACAUAAAAUUGAUUAUUCACGACCACUUAUUAUAUUUGGACCAUUUAAAGAAAUUAUUAAUGAUCAACUGAUAAGUGAUCAUCCAGAUAAAUUUGCUAAUUGUAUACCACAUACAACACGACCAAAACGCGACAAAGAAGUUGAAGGUCGAGAAUAUCAUUUUGUUGCAAAUCGUAAACAAAUGGAAGAUGAUAUUCAAAAUUAUUUAUUUAUUGAAGCUGGAGAAUAUGGAGGAAAUUUAUAUGGUACAAGUAUUAAUGCUGUUCGUGACGUAGCUUAUUCUUCAAAACAUUGUAUCUUGGAUGUAAGUGGUCGUGCUAUUAAACGUUUAAUUAGAGCUGGUCUUUAUCCAAUUGUUAUAUAUGUUAAACCACGUGAUAUUAAAUGGAUAUUGAAUAACAUGGGAGAAGAAGCAAACGAAGACCGAGCUAAGCAAAUCUAUGAGAAAUGUAAUGAUAUUGAAGAACACUUUGGUGAUCUUUUUACAGUUACUAUUGAAGAAGAAAAUUUAAGUGAUGUUUAUGAUCGUAUAUGUGAGGUCAUGGAUCAUGAAAAUACAGUUAAGUCUGUUUGGAUACCAACAGAAGAAAAAAUUUAA